AUAUUUAUAAACAAUGAGUGGCAUGAUUCAGUCAGUGGUAAAAAAUUUGCAGUCUUUAAUCCUGCAAAUGAAGAGAAAAUCUGUGAGGUUGAAGAAGGCGACAAGGCGGAUAUAGACAAGGCUGUUAAAGCAGCUAGAAAGGCUUUUGAGCUUGGGUCACCUUGGCGUACAAUGGAUGCUUCAGAGCGAGGAAGGCUCUUGAAUAAACUAGCUGACUUAGUUGAAAGAGACCGGCUGAUUUUAGCUACAAUGGAAGCCACUGAUGGUGGAAAACUCUUUUCCACUGCCUACCAAAUGGACUUGGGUGCUUGUGUCAAAACAUUACGCUACUGUGCAGGCUGGGCUGAUAAAAUCCAUGGGCGUACUGUUCCAAUGGAUGGAAACUUUUUUACAUUUACAAGACAUGAGCCUAUUGGGGUGUGUGGCCAAAUUAUUCCUUGGAACUUCCCAUUGGUUAUGUUCAUCUGGAAGAUUGCCCCUGCCCUUUGUUGUGGAAACACAGUGGUGGUCAAACCAGCAGAACAAACUCCACUGACUGCUCUUUACAUGGGAUCCUUAAUCAAAGAG
Acanthisitta chloris (rifleman) is the source of this 567-nucleotide messenger RNA. Its product is annotated as retinal dehydrogenase 1. The annotation marks the transcript as partial. Gene Ontology annotation, molecular function: benzaldehyde dehydrogenase (NAD+) activity. The record is from RefSeq and is a predicted model, not a curated record. NCBI's taxonomy places the organism in Eukaryota, Metazoa, Chordata, Aves, Passeriformes, Acanthisittidae. The transcript is spliced from 5 exons.